AUGAGUGUGAUUUUUCUCCUCCUCGUGGGGCUGUGGUUGUUGGAGGUAGAAGGCAGAAGAAACAGAUGUCUCUUCAACCGCACUCAGGAGUUGUGUGUGUGCUACAACCUGUCCGAGGAAACGGUAGGCAGCAUCAUCCAGUGCCUCGCAGCAACUGUGGUGGAGUUUCAGGGAGGAGAGCUGGAGAAAUACGUGUCCUUCCCCAUCAGGGACCUGGACCCCUCUACCAUUGACACUCUGGGCUCCCUCAUUAUCCAAAAAAUCAUUAUUGCUGAUGUCCUGGUGCCUGAGGUCCUCCUCGCCCGUGUGCUGAGAUUCUUCUCCUACACUCACGUGAAGGAGCUGGCAUUUGAGAGCUGUGUUUUCCAGGGAACAGGAGACUGGGAUGAAAUGGAGGGCCAGAACUUGCCCAUAUUGUCCUUGAGCUUCCACAAUGUGACAGCUAGCCCACUGGCAGCCCAUGAACAGGUCUUUUCCAGCCUGAGCACUUGGCUGGAGACCCUGCAGGAGCUGGCUGUCACCAGCUCCCGCGUCAGCAGCCUGCCCUGUGCCAUGGGAAGGGUGUUCAGAGCUCUGCGCUCCCUGGACCUGGCACAAAACAGCCUUGGGGAUGGGAGCCUGAAGCCUUCCUUCUGCCAGGGAGCUUUCCCUCAGCUCCAGGUGCUGAGUCUGCAGCACAACGACCUGACAUCCUACCACAGUGUAUGCCAGAGUGUGCAGCUGCUGCAGGAGCUCCAGCACCUCGAUCUCAGCCAGAACAAGCUCAUGGCAGACCCAUCCUCCUCCUGCCAGUGGCCAACAUCCCUCCGGAUCUUCAACCUGUCUGACACCGGCUUGGAUGCAGUGCUGACCCCUCUACCUCCCAGCCUGGAAGUGCUGGACAUGAGCCACAACCACCUCUGUGCUGUAGACAUCUCCCUCAGCUCCCUGAAGCAGCUCUUCCUGAGCCAAAACAUGCUGCAGGCUGUGCCCUCUAUCAGGAACUUCCCCAUGCUGGACACCCUCGACCUGGACAACAACUCGAUCAUGGAGCUGCCGUGGGAGGAGGUGAAGCUCCUGGGGCAGCUGCAGAACGUGACUGCGGCUGACAACCCCUACGACUGUUCGUGCUCCGGGGCCGGGGGGCUGCAGGCGCUGGCAGCCAAGGGGCGCCUGGGGCAGGAGUGGCCGCAGG
Messenger RNA from Acanthisitta chloris (rifleman), 1174 nucleotides. It is a transcript of the gene CD14, whose product is annotated as CD14 molecule. The record is from RefSeq and is a predicted model, not a curated record. Gene Ontology annotation, biological process: toll-like receptor 4 signaling pathway; positive regulation of type I interferon production; positive regulation of type II interferon production. The annotation marks the transcript as partial. The transcript has a single exon. NCBI's taxonomy places the organism in Eukaryota, Metazoa, Chordata, Aves, Passeriformes, Acanthisittidae. Gene Ontology annotation, molecular function: lipopolysaccharide binding; protein binding. Gene Ontology annotation, cellular component: external side of plasma membrane; lipopolysaccharide receptor complex; membrane raft.